Molecule: messenger RNA, 2789 nt
Organism: Cryptomeria japonica (Japanese cedar)
Lineage: Eukaryota; Viridiplantae; Streptophyta; Pinopsida; Cupressales; Cupressaceae
Product: proton pump-interactor 1
Exons: 9
Coding region: 540-2456 (638 amino acids)
Source: RefSeq, a predicted model, not a curated record
AGUUGAACUGAGUUGAACUGAGUUAAAGAGGAAAAACUUUUUGAUGAUACGCGUCAUAUUGAAUCUGUGCCGAUUUAUGUCCGCAACAUGCGACAAAUAACGAACCAGCACGUGAUGGCUUAAAAAAAAUCUGCAAACAUAUACACACAACAUGUCAUAGACACACAACUUAUCAUCUUCGCUCCCGUCUGCGUAAGCGUAUUCAGGGUUAUAACUUAUUCCUUUUUUUUUAUCUUGUUUGUUUUGAUUUGUAUUUGUGAUCCGACGGAUUACGUUGUUACCCCGAUCCAUAAAUUGGGCGGAUCGGAUUCUUGCAAGGGGAUUAUUGUAUCGGCUCUGUUGAACGCAGGUUUAGUGCACAUAAUGGAGUGCUGUCAGUAUUAUUUGGCUGGAAGGUAAAAUUCAUGCAACAAGACAAAUGAUCCAUAUUGUCCCUGGCUGCUUAAGAUCUAACAAGAGAUCUCAAGUUACCAUAUGCUCUCCUUAGGAGGAUUUGCUGGUCCUGCAAGCCGGUUUUGGUCAGUAACACCCGAAGAAAUAUGGGUGUUGAGAUUGUGGGAUCUGAAUACGUCAAAGAUCAGACAAUCUCAAAAUUGGUGAAUGUUGAUGAGGAGAAAACUAUUAAACUUGAAGCUAACGACAUGAAAGCAUUUUCUGGUUUUGAGGCAGCUGAAGCACCUACUGGCGCAAAUGAAUCCCUGAACGUUCAGGAUCAAAAGCAGGAGACCGUUAUAGACAAUGGGAUACCUGUAGAUGUUAAAGAUGAGUGGCCUGCCCCAGCCGAAGUUCAUCAGUUUUAUAUGGUGAAGUUUCGAUCUUAUGAUGAUCCACAGCUGAAGUCAAAACUUGACCAGGCUGACAAAGACCUGCAAAAGAAAAGUCAAGCUCGUUACCAAAUAACUGAAGCCUUAAGAGCUAAAAGGAGUGAGAGGGCUGAGGUUAUUGAGAAAUUGAAGCCUUUGACAAGUACAGAAAAGGUUUAUAGGAAAUCACUGGAAGAGAAGAAAAAAGAAUUGGAGCCCCUCCAGACAGCCUUGGGUAAAUUCAGGAAUGCAAAUGUUGCAUCUAGAGAGAGAGGUCAGGGUUUGUGCUCUUCCGAAGAAGAGCUUAACAGAAGGAUACACAAUUUACAGUUUAGAAUAGAGCAUGAUAACAAUACAUUGCCAGAGGAGAAGCAGAUGAUUAGAGAAAUAAAACAACUUGAAAAUACGAGAGAGAAGGUUAUCGCUCAUGAAGCGAUGCAGGCUAAACUUCAGGACUCCAUGGGAGAGAAAGAGCUUAUACAAGACCGUUUUAAAGUUUUGGGAGAGGAUUUAGAUGCAUUGAGGAAGGAGCAACAAGGUGCCUGGAGUAGGAUUAAACCCUUCGAGGAAGAUUUGAGGGUGAUUGAUGAAAAACUAAGCACGUUACAAGAAGAGUUAGCUGUUGCAACUGAGAAAAGAGAGAAGGCUGCUGCAACGGUUUUCCAACUGAAAAAUGAACGUGAUGCUGCGAAUGCAUCAUAUUUUCAAUAUCGUGCUGUGCUAACCAUUGCUAAAGAUUUGGCUUCUAAGAAGGACACUGCGGGAUUAGAGGAAUUUUCUCAGAAUGAGGUUGAGAAGUUUACGUCUCUCUGGAAGAGCAGCUCAACAUUUAGGGAAGAUUAUAUAAAGAAAACUUCUCCCUUUCUUUACAAUCGACAGCUAAGCAAAGAUGGCAGGACUCCAAACCCUGAUGAAAAGUUUACAGUUCCAGAUGGAGGGGAAGGUCUGGGAUCAAAUUUUGGUAGGGAGAAUCAAAAGAAAGAAACUGUGAAUUCAAAGGCAUCAAAAACUUUGGCAGAUCGUGGCCUUCCUAACUCAAAUGGAGAUUCUAAAGAAAAUAUUCAAAUAAUUGGGUCUGGCAAGGGUAAAGUGUCUUCAAAGCCAAGCAAUACACAUGAAUCUGAAACUGCUGUAGCAUCAGAUGUGAUUCCGAAUGACAAACCUACAACUUAUGAUGAAGAGGAUGCAGUCAUUAUGAAGGAAAAGAAGAGGGAAGAAGAAAUUGCUAAAGCAAAAUUAGCUCAGGAAAGGAAGAAGAGGCAGGCUGAAAAGGCACUGGCUAAGGCUGCAGUAAAGGCUCAGAAGGAAGCUGAGAAAAAAAUGAAGGAACGGGAAAAAAGAACUAGGAGGAGAGCAUCAGCCACACAGCCUUCAGAAUCUGAAGUAGCAGCAAAUAUUGAGGCUGAGGCUGCAAAUGAUGCUGAUGAGCCGGAACCAAAAAUCUCUGAAGAUACAGAACAGCAGAAAGAAGUUGAAUCCAAUAACAAAAUCAGGUCAAGAAAGAGAGACUUCACAAGCAAGUCAAAAGUAAAGGCUUCUUUUCCCAAGUCUGCUUUGAAAAAGAAGCAAACUUUUCCUAUCUGGGUUUGGGCAGGCGUAGCUGUUCUAAUUGUGUUUCUGCUCUUUGCAAUUGGUUAUUAUUAUGUUUUAUGAUUUGAGGCUUGAGUACUUGAGAGAAUUGAAAUUACAGCUCGUAGAUUUAAAUCACCAGAAUAUGAAAGGAGAUAGAUCUGUAGAUUGUACCGUGAGGAGCCUAGAUUUAAAUAAAACAAUUUUGAGUUCUCAUUCUUUUGGAGAUCACAUAGACAAAAUAUAUGCUGAACGUUAGCAGUUCUUUGAUUUGGAUAAUAUUCCUCUCCAUCCCUGGAGGAAAAAAUUACUUUCUCUGAAGAUCAUUGGCUGUCUACUCAAGUUGUUUGAUGUAUGGAUAGCUUUGAUUAUGGAUUUGGCUUACCUCAAGCAUAAAUAAACAUUUUUAUUUAUAAA